AUGACAGCCGACAAGAAACCCGCAACAGCCAUGACUUCGGCUCAUGCUAGAUAUGCGGGAGGUUUCAUCCGCACAUCAACGGGAUCCCUCAUCUAUGACUUUGGGCCCGCGCGAGGUCUCAUAACGUCGCAAUGGGCGCAGAUCGCUGGGCAGCUUAUGAAAUCCCGAGCACCAAGCGAUGUAUCAUUGAAACCUUCUGGACUCGACAUAGAGCUGAAGUCGUCUGUGCGAGAAUCAGAUACUUCAAGAUACUUGGUAUACGAAGUGCGACAUUGCGACAAACUACACAUCGUCGGAUAUCUACAGCAGGCGAGGCUUGGUGAUGUCGACCAGGCGAAAUAUGCCUUUGACAGUUUCUUGGCUUCGCUGGUACUAUCUUCCAUACGCGUCGACGGCAAUGUGGAUCAUGAUAUUUUCACCAAGCUGAAUGCUGAACGCAUCACGGACGCUGUCAUCAGCCUUUUUGAAGUCACUCUUCAACAUAAAUCCAAGUAUGACAAAUGGCAUGCUGGUGGCCGAGAUGUGUUUCGAAGAUGUGUGGACGGCUUUACAUCACGAGGAAAAAUGAUUGAGUUUUGUCUACCAGCUUUCCCUUGCAAGUCUUCCAACACGCAAAAGGUUCUCUCAGAUGUCCCGGACCGUGGGGAGUACUUGGCUCUGACCAAUUUGCAUAACUUUUUACGGGAAAUUGAAAACAUCUACAGCCCAGGAGCAAAACUUUGGAUCAUUAGCGACGGCCACGUAUUCAGCGACUGCAUUGGCGUCGACGAUGAUGAUGUUGAUGCGUACGGAGAACAGUUGAUGAAAAUGAACCACAAUAUAGCACAGAAACUGGGCGGCCAGAACAGAAUUGAAUUCCAGUCUCUGAUCGAUAUAUUCGCUGCUGCAUCUUUUGAUCUGCAGAGGGAGCUCGACACUCAUCGUAGAGCUUACCCUGAAUUUCUCUUGCAACGCCACCUACCGACCAACACGACAGAUAUUGCCGACACGUGCCGCAGUGUACUCAUGUUGGGAUUCGGUCCAGACCAGAGCCAACUGAGAAACGAGCUAGACAGCCACGAUGCGGGCAUGACCGCACUAUAUCGAGGAUUUUCGAAGUUCAUGCUCGAGGAUCUGAUCCGCAACAAGUACACAAAACACCUAAGCCGAACCCAAGUCCGUAAGAUCGCGGCAAGAGUGGCCUUUGAGAUGAUACAGCGUAACCAAGCCUACUCCAAUCUUGUCGAGGCGGUGUUCCCACGUCACAUUCGGCUGUCAAUCCACGCACACGAUAACUCUGGACCCAAGUUUGGCGUCAAUUUGCUUGGCCGCAACGCCAAAGCCACGGACACGCUACCGCUUGUUCUCGAGCACCAAGACGGUGGCGAUAUCUUGCACGUCCCCACACCGUGGCAUAAUUGUGUCGUUCAGAUAGAUGGCCAUCCUUCAGUUAUUGUCACAAAGUCAAACAUUGUACGAGAAGCUCUGGCAUCAGGGAAAUUUCGUGGAGGCAUUGUGGAUUCACCAGUGGAAGGCCUUUACGCACAUAUCACGCCGCAGUGA
Messenger RNA from Beauveria bassiana ARSEF 2860, 1542 nucleotides. RefSeq names its product pyoverdine/dityrosine biosynthesis protein. Bases 1 to 1542 code for a protein of 513 amino acids. The transcript is spliced from 4 exons. The record is from RefSeq and is a predicted model, not a curated record. NCBI's taxonomy places the organism in Eukaryota, Fungi, Ascomycota, Sordariomycetes, Hypocreales, Cordycipitaceae.